GCCUGAAAAUGUAUAAUGCAGGUAAAAUACCGCAGUGCGAUGCACGCUUAUAUGUACGCGCGUUUUAUAUGUGACAGAAUCGCCCGCUUAAUUCAAUUAUUUGCUAAUUAGCUAACGUUUUAGGCUAAGUUUUCCCAGUUUAGUUUCAUGUGAUUUCUUAGGUAACUAAACUGUUUGGGUCCAAGAUAACGUUAUGAUAACGUGGUUGUUUAAGUAGGUUAAUGAAAUAUAUGCACUAUGGCUGUGCAGAAUAAGGUUUUGUAUGCAUUUCGUGGCUGGAUAGCGUUCGUUGCCUUCAUGGAUUUGGGCACUGCCGGACGUUCGUAUAUAGAGAGGAGAUCGUUUCUUACCAAUAGCGACAAUGAGCAUUUAGAUGGUGAUUUUACAACAUCCAGGAUGCUUGGAAUGUAUUCGCUGCUCAAAGCUUUGGCUUUAAUUCACUGCACACUGUAUAUACAUUAUAGACCUGUUGUUUCGAUGGGCUACUGGUCACUCAUGUUAACGAUAAUACUAUAUUUCACGGAGGCCUUCUAUUACCAUUCAACGAAUCUCAAUUUUUACGUUGUGUUCCCAUGCGUAUUAAAUAUUAUAACUCUACUUGGAUUAAUAUAUCUACCCUCAAAGCUGAAGCUCUGGGGCACUAUACCCGGUACUUCCGGAAUGGACCGCGAGGUUGAAGAUGAGAACAUGCACAUUCUACGACAAAUGGGGAACUACAGGCGGCGGAAAACUGGCAAUACCAUCAAGAACAAGCAUGUUUGACUGUGCUGCCAGUUGUAAGUAUAAUUUCCACACGGGGAGAUACAUUUUUUUUUUAAAUUUUUAAGUCUCACCUUUAUUACUCAAAUAACAUUAAUCUCUGUAAUUAUCACUGGUAAUACUGCCGUCUUUUUUUCUCAAAUUGAUUGUCGCCAUUUUGGCGCUGGAUGUUGUGAAAAUGUAACACGAGUGUCCACUGAACUAAAGUUUGAAUGACGAAAAACAUUUAACUGGCUGCGCUCAUGUGUUAUCCGCGAUGAAUAAUUGUUUGGUUUCAUCGAAGUUAGAACGUGAAGGAAUGACGAUGUUAUAUGUAAAAAUAAGAUUGUUCCUGUAAACCGAACUUGGGAAUUUUAUGUUUUUUUCCGGAGCCAAAACUAGCUUAUGACACUCUCCGUCCUUUCAACUAACUCGUUGCCAAAAAUCAAGUCAAUAGUUGGCUUAGUUAGGACGCGAAGCAAGAACAAACAAACAAACACUUUCGUAUUUUAGUAUGAAUUAGUUCCGGAGGCACUCGUCUUUCACAAUUGGCGCUUUAAACGGGGAUAAAGUUUAAGUUGUCAUUUUUAUAGGGGCAGCCAGUCCGGCGUUAACUUUAGUGUUAAAUGCUAAAAGAUAAUGGAACCAAUUUUACUCACACUCAUUUUCCCUGUGUGGAAAUUAGAUUGGAUAAGUUAGGCAAAUUUACUGUUUUAACUCUAAACCGUUUUUUUUUGGUUAUUUUAUAAGGUUUUGUUUUGUUGGUGAAACAAUUAGUUAAGUUUUGAAAUGUUACACUUUAUCUCUCGUGAAGUUCACUGUGUACUCACUGUAAUCUGAACAGACUUCACUGUGUACGUAUUGAACUGUUACACACUCCACUUUGUAAACAAGUCACUGUGUAGAAACCUGACUGUGUACACACUGCAAUGUGAACAGACUUCACUGUACACAAAUUUAACUGUUGCACACUUCACUGUGUAGACACCCCACUGUGUACACACUGCAAUGUGAACAGACUUCACUGUGUACAGAUUUAAAUGUUACACACUUCACUGUGUACAAAAUUUACUGUGUAAACACUUCACUUAGUACAAAUUGUUAGGCAUUUAUGUAUAUGUGUGGUCAUCCAGAAUUCCGUUCUGUUUUGAAUCUUAUACUUUUUUGGUACUCUUUAAAAUGUGUUUCUAACGUUAAUUUGAUUUUUAGUAUUAUAAUUGAGAUUGUAGAAUAGAGAUCCUAAGUUUAAUUUAUUUCUAUCUCGCUCAUACGGAAGUUUUUUAUACCAGUAGAGCUUUUGAAAAGUACUACCGUCAUGCUUAUUUUUGCCGUCAAGCGGCAUUUUUGUGUUCCGGUCUGAGAGCCGGUGUAAUUUUACAAGGCGUAAAAGGUUGACGGCAACAGGACGGCACUUUGUAUGCCGUGCGAAGUCGCAUGCCCUGCGAAGUUUUGCUCGGUUCAUAGUCGACGGUUUUCCACAUAACGUCAUGUGAACUAUCUGCUUAAUCCGUCAAUCAUUAACUACUAGUGAGAUGUAAAAACAUGAGACGUUCUUCAAGCAGUGCGAGUGAGAUGGAUAUAUGAUGCGUGAAUCAAAUAUUUUUUUUCUAUUUCAUAUAAGUAAUAUAUAGAAGAAUUCCUAUUGAAUAAUGAAAAAUUCACUGAUGCCUUCGCUAGCUUACACUUUGGGAAAGUUUGUAUGAAUCAAUGGCAUAAAGUUAAAG
Molecule: messenger RNA, 2462 nt
Organism: Pararge aegeria (speckled wood butterfly)
Lineage: Eukaryota; Metazoa; Arthropoda; Insecta; Lepidoptera; Nymphalidae
Exons: 4
Coding region: 238-762 (174 amino acids)
Cellular component (GO): endoplasmic reticulum; membrane
Molecular function (GO): protein-macromolecule adaptor activity
Source: RefSeq, a predicted model, not a curated record